AUGACUAGGCAUUUUGAGCAUGUGAACAAGUUUGUAAACAGCAUCAACAAACCCAUUGCAGCUGAGGAGACCAACUCAAAUAGUGAGGGCAGUGACUGUGAGUGCUCUCCGAGCAUCAGAAACUCUCCUGAGAAUCGUGUACUCAUCAAACGCAUGAUGAUUAAAUGUGCAGAUGUAGCCAAUCCAUGCCGACCUCUGGAUUUAUGUAUAGAAUGGGCCGGGAGAAUCUCGGAGGAGUAUUUCGCUCAGACCGAUGAAGAAAAAAGACAAGGUUUGCCGGUGGUGAUGCCAGUAUUUGACCGGAACACCUGUAGCAUACCUAAAUCCCAAAUAUCAUUUAUAGAUUAUUUUAUCACAGAUAUGUUUGAUGCGUGGGAUGCUUUUGCACAUCUGCCAAACCUCAUACAACACUUAACUGAGAACUACAAGUAUUGGAAGUCAUUAGAUGAGUUAAAGUGUAAAAGUCUCAGGUACCCAUCUGACUGCAACAAAUAA
Messenger RNA from Staurois parvus, 495 nucleotides. NCBI's taxonomy places the organism in Eukaryota, Metazoa, Chordata, Amphibia, Anura, Ranidae. The record is from the annotation of a GenBank genome assembly.